Molecule: messenger RNA, 435 nt
Organism: Gastrolobium bilobum
Lineage: Eukaryota; Viridiplantae; Streptophyta; Magnoliopsida; Fabales; Fabaceae
Exons: 1
Coding region: 1-435 (144 amino acids)
Source: RefSeq, a predicted model, not a curated record
AUGGCAAAAGCUCUAGCAUUACUCAUGCUCUUAGUGAGCACUUUCACCGUGUUUGCACAAGCGUUUGAAAUUUUUCAACGCCCUCCUAUUAUUCCCCCAGUAGCAGCUUCACCUUAUUACCACCACCCUGAGCCUCCCUGUUCUACUACUCCAACCCACCCAUGGGCUCACCCCCCACAUCACCACCGCCGCGAGCACCACCACCACCACCACCACCCUCCAGCCCCUGCUCCUCUUAAACCUCCAACCAACCCAUGGGCUCACCCUCCACACCACCAUCACCGCCACCCGUGGGCUCACCCCCCACAUCAUCACGGCCGCUACGACCACCACCACCCUCCGCCUCCUGCUUGUCCUCCUUUUAAGCCCCCUACACACCAUCAUCAGUAUCACCCUCCUACUCCUGCUGACUCAUCAAUACGCUUCCAUCCCUAG